GGGUGCUUGAAAGAAAGGGAUGAGCGAGGAUGAGAUUCCAUGGAGGAAAUUUGCAGAGAGAUGAAUGAAGAAGGAAGAAGAUCCACACUCAAACAUCCACCAUUUUUGUAUUCGUAGCAAGCUAUUCCUCAUCGUCUCUAUUGGUGAUUGUUGCAGUGGAAACUGUUCGGAAUGUCUGGAUCGAUGUUUAUCUUCGUCAAUGGUGUUGCAUCACCUACCUCCGCUCCUCCGGUGUCGAAAUUGCUUGAAUCCCACCCUGGUGCUUACACUACCUUUAGAACUCAUAACGAUGGCUUAGAAUUUCUGUUCUGGGAAAGGCAUUUACGCAGGCUUGCUAAUUCUGCGAGGAUUCUUUUCUAUUCAUGUCCAAAACUUUUAUUUCAGUCAGGAAUAAAUUCGAAUUCAGUAGCCCUGCACCAAAUGAAGCCUCUGGAAUGGGAUUCAUUCAUUCAGUCUAGUGUUAAUGAUUCAAUGAAAAAGGCAAUACCCUGUGCAUUGAAAGAGAGGAGAAAUGAAACAGAAUUGGCAUUCACAGCUCUUGUGAGUGGAAACUUAAAGAAAUUGAUUCAAAACGAGAAGGUAGGUGAAGAAGACAUCCAUAGGGUUUUUGAUAUGCGUCUACAUGUUAGUCUAUAUGCUCCUCUUGUAUUUGGAGUUCGGACAAAUGGUGCUCAUCUGGCUGUUGUGGGCAAUGGGAGGAAGACUGCAAAUGCAAAGUACUCAAAUUGGGUUAGGAUGAGGAAACCUUUGGAGAAGUUGAGGCCUCCGUCAGCUACUGAGCUAUUGCUAUCAAAUGAUGGAGAUCGGAUUCUUGAGGGCUGUUUGACAAAUUUUUUUGUUCUCUGUCAUAAGGAUAGUUUAGAAGAAGACAAUGGAUGUACAGAGAAAAAACUGGUGAAAAGUAAAUAUGAUCAUUCCAUUGAAUUACAAACCGCUCCCAUAAGUGAUGGUGUCCUUCCAGGAGUAAUACGCGAAGUGGUCAUUGAAGUAUGUCUGAGAAUUGGAAUCCCGAUUCGAGAAGUUGCUCCAUCAUGGUCCAAGCGUCACUUGUGGGAAGAAGCAUUUAUUACAAAUAGCUUGAGGGUUUUGCAGCAUGUGGAAACAAUUCGAGUUCCGAGUUCAUGGAACUCACUGGGUUCUAAAACCUGGAAGGACGUAAUGUGGGAGGAGAAACGAUUUGAGGAGGGUCCUGGGAGCAUAACCGUGUUAAUCCAGGAGGCUGAAUUAUUGGCCCUCAAUGAUAUCCCCUAAUGAAUUUUGGGUCCAUUAAACCAUUCUUGAUCAAACAAAAGCAAUCAUCAUGGAGAUACAAUGGUGGUUAUGAUAUACUUAUGUGCUUUAGAAGCCAUUAGUGAGUUAUGACCCUUUUCUCCUUUGGGUAAGUUCAGGGAUCCUCUUUUCGAAAAUAAGCGUCUACUUUCAAAAUAGA
This is a messenger RNA of Cynara cardunculus var. scolymus (artichoke), 1429 nucleotides long. RefSeq lists its product as uncharacterized. The coding region runs from base 172 to 1251 and encodes 359 amino acids. Gene Ontology annotation, molecular function: catalytic activity. The record is from RefSeq and is a predicted model, not a curated record. The transcript is spliced from 9 exons. Lineage: Eukaryota; Viridiplantae; Streptophyta; Magnoliopsida; Asterales; Asteraceae.